GGAAGGAGAGGCGGUGGCUCUCGGCGCCCGCGCGCUGCGCUCCGGUGGCUGCACCGGGGCUCCCCACGCGCCGGUAAUAUGCAUGUGUCACUAGCAGAGGCCCUGGAGGUUCGGGGCGGACCACUGCAGGAGGAGGAGAUCUGGGCUGUACUAAACCAAAGCGCUGAAAGUCUGCAAGAAUUAUUCAGAAGAGUGAGCAUUGCUGACCCUGCUGCCCUUGGCUUCAUCAUCUCUCCGUGGUCGCUGCUAUUGCUGCCAUCCGGCAGUGUGUCCUUUACAGAUGAAAACAUCUCCAAUCAGGACCUGCGAGCAUUCACGGCACCAGAAGUUCUUCAAAACCAUUCACUGACCUCCCUCUCAGAUGUUGAGAAGAUCCAUAUUUAUUCUCUUGGAAUGACGUUGUACUGGGGAGCUGACCACGAAGUACCUCAAAGCCAACCCAUCAAGCUGGGCGAUCAUCUCAACAGCAUUCUCCUGGGCAUGUGUGAGGAUGGCAUCUAUGCCCGGCUGUCGGUUCGAACUGUCCUGGAUGCCUGCAGUGCCCACAUUAGGAACAGCAACUGUGCGCCUUCAUUUUCCUACGUGAAACAGUUGGUCAAGCUGGUUCUGGGAAAUAUCCCUGGGACGGAUCAGCUUUCCAGCAGCAGUGAACAGAAGUCUGAUCGAAGCCAGGCUAUUCGAGACCGACUGAGAGGAAAAGGAUUACCCACAGGGAGAAGCUCCACUUCCGAUGUACUAGACAUACACAAGGCUCCAUUCUCUCAUCAGACUUUUCUUAACAGAGGGCUUAGUAAAUCUAUGGGAUUUCUGUCCGUCAGAGACACACAAGACGAGGAAGAGUGUUUCAAGGAUAUCCCAUCUGAGAAUGAUUCCAGGCAUGAAGAUCCAGAGACUCUCUCUCCGCCUUACCUGUUCAAGACCAGUAGUCCACAGAAAAAGGUUACCCCCGGAACUGAUGUGCUUUCUAAGAAGAAGACCUGGGCUUCGUCCAUGGACUUGCUUUGCACGGCUGACAGAGACGUUUCUGGGGAGACUGGCAGGUACUGUGACCCCGAGUCAGUGACAGGACGGACUUCAAGCACUCCUAGAAGGAAAGAAGGACGCUACUCCGGCGGCAGCAUUGCCUUGGAUAUCUUUGGCCCUCAGACAGUGGAGCCAGUGAGGCACACCCGAGAACCGCUGGUCUCCUCCGCCGUGUCAAGUGCUUUGGACCGAAUUCGGGAGAGACAGAAGAAACUUCAGGUGCUGAGAGAAGCCAUGAAUGUAGAAGAACCAGUCCGAAGAUACAAAACUUACCACAGUGAUAUAUUUAGCACCUCCAGUGAAAGCCCCUCUCUUGUUUCCUCGGAGUCAGAUUUCAGACAAGUGAGAAGAAGUGAAGCCACCAAGAGGUUUGAAUCCAGCAGUUGUCUUCCCGGAGUAGAUGAAACCGGUCAGGGCCAGUCACGACCAAGACAGUAUGACACAUCCCUUGAAGGCAACUUAAUUAAUCAAGAGAUGAUGCUAAAGCGACAAGAAGAAGAGAUGAUGCAGCUGCAAGCCAGGAUGGCUCUGCGACAGUCUCGGUUGAGUCUGUACCCAGGGGACACAAUCAAAGCGUCCAUGCUAGACAUCUCCAGAGAUCCACUAAGAGAAAUUGCCCUGGAGACAGCCAUGACCCAGAGAAAACUAAGGAACUUCUUUGGCCCCGAGUUUGUGAAGAUGACAAUUGAACCGUUUGUAUCUUUGGAUUUGCCACGGUCCAUCCUUACCAAGAAGGGGAAGAACGAGGACCACCGGAGGAAAGUGAACGUGAUGCUCCUGAACGGGCAGAGACUCGAGCUCACCUGUGACACCAAGACCGUGUGCAGGGAUGUCUUUGACAUGGUCGUGGCCCACAUUGGCUUGGUGGAGCAUCACUUGUUUGCUCUCGCUGCCCUCAGAGAGAAUGAAUAUUUCUUUGUUGAUCCUGACUUAAAAUUAACCAAAGUGGCCCCAGAGGGAUGGAAAGAAGAACCAAAGAAAAAGGGCAAAGCCGCUGUUGAUUUUACUUUGUUUUUCCGAAUUAAAUUUUUCAUGGAUGAUGUUAGUCUAAUACAACACAACCUAACCUGCCAUCAGUAUUACCUGCAGCUGCGAAAAGAUAUCCUGGAGGAGAGGGUGCAUUGUGAUGACGACGCCUCCCUGCUCCUCGCAUCCUUGGCCCUCCAGGCAGAGUACGGAGAUUACCAGCCAGAGGUUCACGGGGUGUCCUACUUUCGUCUGGAGCAUUAUCUGCCUGCCAGAGUGAUGGAGAAGCUUGACCUAUCCUACAUUAAGGAGGAGUUACCAAAAUUGCAUAACACCUACGCGGGGGCUUCUGAGAAGGAGACGGAGCUCGAGUUCUUAAAGGUCUGCCAGAGGCUGACGGAAUAUGGAGUUCACUUUCACCGGGUGCACCCCGAAAAGAAGUCCCAGACCGGCAUCCUGCUGGGGGUCUGCUCCAAAGGGGUGCUUGUGUUCGAGGUUCACAAUGGAGUCCGUGCCUUGGUCCUUCGCUUUCCGUGGAGGGAAACGAAAAAGAUUUCCUUUUCAAAAAAGAAAAUCACGUUACAGAACACAUCAGAUGGAAUCAAACAUGCAUUCCAGACAGACAGCAGCAAGGUGUGCCAGUACCUGCUUCAGCUCUGCUCUUCCCAGCACAAGUUCCAGCUGCAGAUGAGGGCACGGCAGAGCAACCAAGACGCCCAAGACAUCGAGAGAGCUUCGUUUAGGAGCCUGAACCUGCAAGCAGAGUCUGUUAGAGGAUUUAAUAUGGGCCGCGCAAUCAGCACUGGCAGUCUGGCCAGCAGCACCCUCAACAAGCUUGCCGUCCGACCCCUGUCAGUUCAAGCUGAGAUCCUGAAGAGGCUAUCCACCUCAGAGCUGUCGCUUCACCAGCCAUUGCAGAGCAGUUCAAAAGAGAAGAGAGACAGAGCUCCAUGGGAGGAAAAGCCUAGAGGGAUGAGUAAAUCCUAUCACGACCUCAGUCAGGCUUCUCUCUAUCCUCACCGGAAACAGGUCAUUAACACCGAGUCCUUACCGCCAGCCUUUGUGGAGCUGGUGGCAAAACCGUUGUCCCCGAUGGCGAGAUCUGACACAGAGUCACUGGCAGGACUCACAGAGCUCAAUAAUUCAAAGUCUGUUGCCAGUUUAAAUAGAAGCCCCGAAAGGAGGAAACAUGAAUCAGACUCAUCCAUUGAAGACCCUGGUCAAGCAUACGUUGUAGGAAUGGGUUUGCCUAGUUCUGGAAAAUCUUCAUCCCAAGUUCCCUUUAAAGACAAUGAUACACUACACAAAAGAUGGAGCGUUGUGUCUUCACCAGAAAGAGAGAUCACGUUGGUGAACCUGAAGAAAGAUCCAAAGCAUGGCCUAGGAUUUCAAGUUAUUGGUGGGGAAAAGAUGGGCAGGCUGGACCUCGGUGUGUUUAUCAGUUCGGUCACCCCUGGAGGACCAGCUGACUUGGAUGGAUGCCUAAAGCCUGGAGACCGCCUGAUUUCUGUGAACAGUGUGAGUCUGGAAGGUGUCAGUCACCACGCCGCCGUUGACAUUCUGCAGAACGCGCCCGAAGAUGUGACGCUAGUCAUCUCCCAGCCCAGAGAAAGGCCAUCCAAAGUGCCUUCUACUCCUGUGCAUUUUGCCAAUGGAAUGAAAAACUACCUGAAGAAGCCAUCCUCCAUGCAGGACAGUGCUGUGGACCCUGCGGAGGACCAGCCCUGGCGGCGUGGCACCCUGAGGCACAUCACAGAGAGUCCCUUUGGGCUCUCUGGGGCCCUGCGGGAGGGAAGCCUCAGUUCCCAGGAUUCCAGGACCGAGAGUGCCAGCUUGUCCCAGAGCCAGGUCAAUGGCUUCUUUGCCAGCCACUUAGGUGACCGAGGCUGGCAGGAGCAGCAGCAUGGCAGCCCAUCUCCAUCUGUAGCGUCCAAGGUCACCGAGAAGACCCCCUCCGACGGUAACCGAAGCAGAGCUAACCGGCCAGGUGUCUCUGAUGCAGCCGAGCACUCUGACCGAGCUGAUUCCGAUACAGAUGCCCCCACCUGUACGAGCAGUCAGGACCAUCAAACACCAGAAAAGGAAUCUUUCUCCUCGGUGAAUAUAUCCAACAAAAUGAGCUUUAAAACUUCGGCAUCACCUCCUAAGCCCGGAGAAAUCUUUGAGGUUGAACUGGCUAAAAAUGAGAACAGCCUGGGAAUAAGUGUCACGGGCGGUGUGAAUACCAGCGUCCGACAUGGUGGCAUUUAUGUGAAAGCCAUUAUUCCCAAAGGAGCGGCAGAGUCAGAUGGCAGGAUUCACAGAGGUGACCGUGUGCUCGCUGUCAAUGGAGUAAGUCUGGAGGGAGCUACCCACAAGCACGCUGUGGAAAUAUUAAGAAACACAGGACAGGUGGUUCAUCUGCUGUUAGAAAAAGGUCAGUCAGCAGCACCCAGAGAACACGACCCUGCAAGCCCACUGAGCGCCCCCACAGACCACGAGGCCCAAGGCCCGGCUCCAGAAAAGACGGUGAAGAGAACAGCUUAUGUCAAAGACUACAGCUUUGUCACUGAAGAUAACACAUUUGAGGUCAAACUGUUUAAAAAUAGCUCCGGCCUAGGAUUCAGUUUUUCUAGAGAAGAUAAUCUUAUACCGGAACAGAUAAAUGCCAGCAUAGUAAGGGUUAAGAAGCUCUUCCCUGGACAGCCAGCAGCAGAAAGUGGGAAGAUUGAUGUUGGCGAUGUUAUACUGAAAGUCAAUGGGGCCUCACUGAAGGGACUGUCUCAGCAGGAAGUCAUAUCUGCUCUCAGGGGAACAGCUCCAGAAGUGUACCUGCUCCUCUGCAGACCCCCACCUGGCGUGCUACCCGAAAUCAAUACUGCGCUUUUGACCCCGCUGCACUCUCCAGCACAAGCAUUUCCAAGCAGCAGCAAAGAGCCUCCUCAGCCGUCAUCCUUCUCAGUGGAGCAGGGUACCAGCUCAGACGAGAACGAGGUGUCUGGCAAAAGCAAGACACAGGGCAGGUCUCCAUCCCGGAGGGAGAGUUACAGCGACAGCAGCGUGAGUGGAGAGGACGACCCAGUGAAAGCUCCAGCACAGAAACCCAGUGUGACGCAGACGCCGAGCAGCAUGGCAUCCCAGGCACACAACCACCAUGAAGCACCCAGAAGCCGGGAAGAAUCCCCAUGUACCAUGUUUUACCUGCCUCGGAAGGCAGCCAGCGCAGCGGAAUUGGGGAGCAGCCGCCCUCCUCCUCCACCGGAUGCCAGUCCUGGGCAGAUGUGCCAGCCCCAGUCAGAACCUGCUCCCUGCGACUCCCUGGGUAAAUACUAUAGGCAUCUUGCUUCAGCGCUGAACAAGCAAGAAGACUUGACAGCUCUGAAAAAUGACUUGGGAAACCACAUUGAGGACUCUGAGCCGGAAGUAGAGCUUCUCAUUACCCUGAUUAAAUCAGAAAAAGGAAGCCUGGGUUUUACGGUGACGAAAGGCAGCCAGAGCAUUGGCUGUUACGUCCAUGAUGUCAUACAGGACCCAGCCAAAGGUGAUGGGAGGCUGAAGCCUGGAGAUCGGCUUAUAAAGGUUAAUGGUACGGAUGUUACAGACAUGACGCACACUGAUGCCGUGAAUCUGCUGCGAGCUGCACCCAAGACAGUCAGAUUAGUUCUCGGGCGGAUUCUAGAGGUGCCCAGGAUGCCCGUGUUCCCCCACUUGCUGCCUGACAUCACAGUAACGUGCCAUGGAGAAGACUUAGGGUUUUCUCUGUCUGGAGGGCAGGGCAGUGCGCACGGAGUGGUGUACAUUAGCGACAUUAACCCCAGGUCAGCUGCAGCUGUAGACGGUAAUCUCCAGCUCUUAGACAUCAUCCACUACGUGAACGGGCUCAGCACACAGGGGAUGACCUUGGAAGAAGCCAACAGAGCGCUGGACCUGUCACUUCCUUCCGUGGUGCUGAAAGCAACAAGAGACGGCUGCCCCGUGGUGCCUAGUUCAACGAGGUCCGCCCUUUCAGCACCCAAGUCCACCAAAGCCAACGGCCAUUCCGGUAUGGAGCCCUGUGGACAGCCCGCACUCACGCCUAAGAAUUCAUUCUCCAAGGUUAAUGGGGAAGAAGUCACUGAGGCUGUGCACCCAGGAGGAAAACGCCCUUCUGCUCAGAUGUCGGGGUCAACGGACUUGACCGAAGCCAAAGACUCUGACUCGCAGGGUGAUGACAGCUACGAUGAUCGCCAGGAAGCAGAAGUUGUCCAGUCCCUCCUGGAUGUGGUGGAUGAGGAGGCCCGGAACCUCUUGGACCAGACUCAUGCCACCAGACGGGCCUGCUCUCCAGACCCACUGAGGACAAACGGGGAAGAAGGGGCAGAGGAUACCGAUUGUGACGGUUCUCCGUUACCUGAGGACGUCCCUGAGUUAAUGAAUGGUUGUGAAGAAACAAACAGUGAAAGGCGCAGCUUGACGCAGGCAGCACAGGAAGAAAUAUCUGUGGAAGAUGAAGUCACAGGGGGAAGCAGUGAAUUGCCAGUAGAGACAACAAACCACAAGGAUUCUGACAAAGAUCACCUCUUUUUGACGGACGAGGAGCUGGCGGCCCUGCCAGUGGUCAGAGUCCCUCCCUCCGGCAAGUACACCGGUGCUCAGUUGCAGGCCGCCAUCCGCACGCUUCAGGGCUUGCUUGACCAAGGGAUCCCGUCUAAGGAGCUGGAGAACCUUCAAGAAUUAAAACCUUUGGACCAGUGUCUGAUUGGACAGACUAAGGAAAACCGAAGGAAGAACAGAUACAAAAACAUCCUUCCCUACGAUACCACAAGAGUGCCCCUUGGGGAUGACGGCGGAUACAUCAAUGCCAGUUUCAUCAGGAUCCCAGUGGGCACGCAGGAAUUCGUCUACAUUGCCUGCCAGGGGCCUUUGCCCACCACGGUCGGGGAUUUCUGGCAGAUGGUUUGGGAGCAGCACGCCACAGUGAUUGCCAUGAUGACUCAGGAGGUGGAAGGAGAAAAGGUCAAAUGCCAACGCUACUGGCCCAGCAUCCUCGGCACAACAACCAUGGCCAACGAGAGACUGCGCCUGGCCCUCCUGAGAAUGCAGCAGCUGAAGGGCUUCAUUGUGAGGCUGAUGGCCCUGGAGGACAUUCAGACAGGAGAGGUGCGGCACAUUUCCCAUCUGAACUUCACCGCCUGGCCAGACCACGACACGCCUUCCCGGCCAGACGACCUGCUCACUUUCAUCUCGUACAUGAGACACAUCCAUCGGUCAGGCCCGGUCGUCACGCACUGUAGCGCUGGCAUUGGACGUUCAGGAACCCUCAUAUGCAUAGACGUGGUCCUAGGAUUAAUCAGCCAAGACCUUGAAUUCGACAUCUCCGACCUAGUACGCUGCAUGAGACUGCAACGGCACGGCAUGGUGCAGACGGAGGGUCAGUAUGUCUUCUGCUAUCAGGUUGUCCUCUACGUCCUGACUCAUCUUCAGGCCGAAGAACAGAAGGCACGGCCGGGGCUCCCACAGUGAGGCAGAGCAGGCCUUUCCCUGCCACUCGCUUCCUGCUCUGCCUCCCGCUGACCCCUGCUCUCCCCUCACACGAGAGCAGCAAGGCUGCAGUACCGCGCUGUCCCGAGUCCUUCCAGAACGGGUGUUCCUGUAAGACAUUGUGUCAAGACGCUGUGUUUUACAGUCACUUUAACCUCUGAUGGCUGUCAAAAUCCUUCAUCACUAACUGAAUGAGGCAGAUCUUAGGGCUGAUCAGAGUGGACAUUGUUACAGACACACUGAGUCUAUUUUUAAUGUACCAAAUCUUGUUUAUAGCAAAAAUUUUCCAGUAUUUUAAUAAAGUAGAUUUAUUUUCUAGGGGAUACUUGAAGCCAGUAUUUAAGCUUUUAAUGACAGUAAUAUUGGCAUAGAAAAAAACUAGCAAUGUUUACUGUAUUCGUUUCUAAUGUUUACUAUAUACAAUUUCCUGUAAUAUAUUUAUAUACUUUUCAUGAACACGGAGUUAUCAUAUACCCGUUUGUACUGAAUCAUUUGUUUUUAAUGCAUUAUCUCACUUUGUAAAUAAACCACACC
Molecule: messenger RNA, 8022 nt
Organism: Psammomys obesus (fat sand rat)
Lineage: Eukaryota; Metazoa; Chordata; Mammalia; Rodentia; Muridae
Gene: Ptpn13
Product: protein tyrosine phosphatase non-receptor type 13
Exons: 48
Coding region: 79-7470 (2463 amino acids)
Biological process (GO): peptidyl-tyrosine dephosphorylation
Cellular component (GO): cytoplasm; nucleus; cytoskeleton
Molecular function (GO): phosphatidylinositol 3-kinase regulatory subunit binding; protein tyrosine phosphatase activity
Source: RefSeq, a predicted model, not a curated record